Molecule: messenger RNA, 2606 nt
Organism: Urocitellus parryii (Arctic ground squirrel)
Lineage: Eukaryota; Metazoa; Chordata; Mammalia; Rodentia; Sciuridae
Gene: Klhl4
Product: kelch like family member 4
Molecular function (GO): protein binding
Source: RefSeq, a predicted model, not a curated record
CAGAGGGGGAGGGGAGAGAAAGCAAGAAAGACUGCUCUCUUGUGCUUUUGUUAGUUUUGCAGAAGAGGCAGAGAAACAAGAGAUAACAAAGGCUCGGUUUCCUUUCUGUUAGAGAAGGCUUUGUCUUUCCUUUUGCAACAAUGUCUGUGUCCGGCAAGAAAGAAUUUGAUGUGAAACAAAUCUUAAGGCUGCGCUGGAGGUGGUUCAGUCACCCUUCUCAAGGUUCGCCUAACACUGGAAGCUGCCUUCAGCAGGAAGGAUAUGAGCAUAGAGGGACCCCGGUUCAGGGCAGGUUGAAGAACCACUCUCGGGACAGAAACGGACUGAAGAAAGGCAACAGUCCUGUCCACUACAAUAUACCGACACCAGUGUCUGGACCGGCCGCUGCUCAUCAAAGAGCCCUUCAGAAUUGGCACCAGCAAAACCUAAUAGAACACCUUCAAUCAAAUAAAAAUAGUCCUAAAGGAGGAUCAGAGGAGAAUUUGCUCAAAGAAGAUUGUGAUAAACAUUCACAAAAUUUGAAGAUGAAGCCUGAUAACCACAAAGAAGAUUCUAAAGCAAGACUGUAUUCACAGUAUACUGAAGAAAUGAAUACCACCAGGUCUGAGGAGCAAUACCACGCUAAAAACCAUGCAGAGCAAACUCUCUGUAAAAUGGAGAACUACUUGAAAGAGAAACAACUGUGUGAUGUACUACUCAUUGCUGGACACCUCAGAAUUCCAGCACAUCGGUUGGUUCUCAGUGCAGUGUCUGAUUAUUUUGCUGCCAUGUUCACUAAUGAUGUGCUUGAAGCCAAACAAGAAGAGGUCAGAAUGGAAGGAGUAGAUCCAAACGCACUUAACUCCUUGGUGCAAUACGCUUAUACAGGUGUCCUUCUAUUAAAAGAAGAUACCAUUGAAAGUCUGCUGGCUGCAGCUUGUCUCCUGCAACUGACGCAGGUCGUUGAAGUCUGCUCCAGUUUCCUCAUAAAGCAGCUCCAUCCUUCAAAUUGCUUAGGAAUUCGAUCAUUUGGAGAUGCCCAGGGCUGUACAGAGCUCCUCAACGUGGCACAUAAGUACACCAUGGAACACUUCAUUGAGGUAAUAAAAAACCAAGAAUUCCUUCUGCUUCCAGCUAAUGAAAUUUCAAAACUUCUGUGCAGUGAUGAUAUUAAUGUGCCUGAUGAAGAAACCAUUUUCCAUGCUCUAAUGCAGUGGGUAGGUCAUGAUGUUCAGACUAGGCAACAAGACCUGGCAACGCUGCUUUCUUACAUCCGACUGCCAUUACUUCCAGCACAGUUACUGGCAGAUCUAGAAAAUAGUUCCAUGUUUGCUGGUGAUCUUGAGUGUCAGAAGUUACUCAUGGAAGCUAUGAAGUAUCAUCUCUUACCUGAGAGAAGACCCAUGAUGCAAAGCCCUAGAACAAAGCCUAGAAAAUCAACUGUGGGGUCUCUUUAUGCUGUGGGAGGCAUGGAUGCAAUGAAAGGUACCACUACAAUUGAAAAAUAUGACCUCAGGACCAACAAUUGGCUGCAUAUUGGCACCAUGAGUGGCCGUAGGCUUCAGUUUGGUGUUGCAGUUAUUGAUAAUAAGCUUUAUGUUGUGGGAGGAAGAGAUGGUCUAAAAACUUUGAAUACAGUUGAAUGUUUUAAUCCUGUUGCCAAAAUCUGGAUUGUCAUGCCUCCCAUGUCAACACACAGGCAUGGCUUAGGUGUAGCCACACUUGAAGGACCAAUGUAUGCUGUAGGUGGUCAUGAUGGGUGGAGUUAUCUAAAUACUGUAGAAAGAUGGGAUCCUGAGGGACGCCAGUGGAAUUAUGUGGCCAGUAUGUCUACUCCUAGAAGCACAGUUGGUGUUGUUGCAUUAAACAAUAAGUUAUAUGCUAUUGGUGGACGUGAUGGAAGUUCCUGCCUCAAAUCAAUGGAAUAUUUUGACCCACAUACUAACAAGUGGAGUCUGUGUUCUCCAAUGUCCAAAAGACGAGGAGGUGUGGGAGUUGCAACAUACAAUGGAUUCUUAUAUGUUGUAGGGGGUCAUGAUGCCCCUGCUUCUAACCAUUGCUCCAGGCUUUCUGACUGUGUGGAAAGAUAUGAUCCAAAACAUGAUUCAUGGUCAACAGUGGCGCCUCUGAGUGUUCCUCGAGAUGCUGUUGCUGUCUGUCCCCUUGGAGACAAACUGUAUGUGGUUGGAGGAUAUGACGGACACACUUAUUUGAACACUGUUGAGUCAUAUGAUGCUCAGAAAAAUGAAUGGACAGAGGAGGUGCCUGUUAAUAUUGGAAGAGCUGGUGCAUGUGUUGUGGUGGUGAAGCUGCCCUAAAGCUAUCUUUAUCAAAUAGAAUGAAACUGGAUAACUGCAAGAAGCAUAGUAGAAAAAAAGGGAGAAAGAAGUAAUAUGUUCUUUUCUAAAAUUAAUAAGCAAACUCGAAAUUUGUUUUGUCAUUCUAAUAUAUACUUCGAAUUGCUCUCAUUUUUGAAGCCGACAUAAGUUUUAAAUAUGAAUUGUAGACAAAUAUUAAGUGCAUAUUUUGUCAUAGUUAAUAAUAUAGAGAAAUCCAAUAGGCUAGGUUUAACCUCAUUAGUAUAAAAUGGUAAAAUACUUAAUGAAAAUUGUUAGUGAUCAAAGUGU